Molecule: messenger RNA, 12003 nt
Organism: Galleria mellonella (greater wax moth)
Lineage: Eukaryota; Metazoa; Arthropoda; Insecta; Lepidoptera; Pyralidae
Gene: Tkz
Product: discoidin domain-containing receptor 2-like
Exons: 14
Coding region: 376-3003 (875 amino acids)
Biological process (GO): positive regulation of kinase activity; multicellular organism development; cell surface receptor protein tyrosine kinase signaling pathway
Cellular component (GO): signaling receptor complex
Molecular function (GO): ATP binding; protein tyrosine kinase collagen receptor activity; collagen binding
Source: RefSeq, a predicted model, not a curated record
GAAUCCAUAGACAGUCGUUCCUCAGUCAGUUAGUAUCUUUGUCGUCGUAAUAAACGUACUUCAAAGGGCUUUAUGCUAUGGUCGAUUAAUUGGUGGUGUUAUAUUAUUUUAUUUUGUUAACUGAGCGUUUGUUCAUAAUAUUAUAACUAAAUGUGAAUGUAGAAUGGUAGCAUUUGGACUAAAGUAAACGUGAGAGGAUAUUUAGUGUUAAAUUACUGAAUUAUGGCUAGUGAUUUGAACAGUGUAAGGACAAAGUUAUGUUAAUUCUCUCCCCAUGUCACCGGGUUCCACCUAUGUACCUGGCACUUGAAGGUGCGUUACAUGGCUGUUUUAAAUUUGAAGUGUCGGUAGAGAUGGUGGAGUGAGCGAGGCGAGAUGUUACCGUGUGUGGUAUCCGUGCUGCUGCUAGGGGCCUCGCUCUUGGAUGCUCUCGAUAUAUCCCAAUGCAUUGCACCGCUUGGCAUGGAGAGCGGUUUGAUCCCAGACAAGGACCUCAGUGCCAGCUCUUCCUUCAACGACGGAAACGUGGGACCACAGAAUGGACGAUUAAAUCAAGAACUAAAAGGGGGUGCUUGGUGUCCCAAGUCUCAAAUCACCACCGAGUCGACAGAGUGGCUCGAGAUAGACCUCCACUCUGUGCACGUCAUCACCGGCACUGGCACCCAGGGGCGCUUCGGUAACGGUCAGGGGCAAGAGUAUGCGGAGGCAUACGUCCUCGAAUACUGGCGGCCGAAGCUUGGCAAGUGGGUGCGGUAUAGAGCCGCCGAUGGACAAGAAAUUCUCACUGGCAACACUAACACAUAUUUGGAGAAAAAGAACCACCUGGAGCCUCCAAUAUGGGCUUCCAAGAUACGAUUCAUUCCAUACAGUUCACAUCGGCGCACUGUCUGCAUGAGGGUCGAAUUAUACGGCUGCUAUUGGAGCGUGGGCAUCGUUUCCUAUUCAAUGCCUAAAGGCAACAAAAGAAGCAAUGGAGUAGAACUCACAGAUAUGAUAUACGAUGGCCAAUGGGGGGAGGAACUAAGAGGAGGAUUGGGACAACUCGUAGACGGCCAGUUUGGCGGCGAUGAGAUCCGGGAAGCAGCUAAGAAUUCUGCCUGGGUCGGAUGGCGGAAUGACUCGAGACCUACGCCGCCAAUCAUCACCUUCGAGUUCGAUAAAGUACGGGAGUUCAGCGCUGUCCACCUUUAUUGUAAUAACAAGUUUAUGAGGGAUGUGCAGGUAUUCUCGGAAGCGAUAAUAUCGUUCUCAAUCGGCGGUCGUCACUUCCAAAAUGAGCCAAUCCGAUAUACUUACGUGCAAGACAACAUAUUUGAAAACUCGCGGAAUGUGAGCAUAAAACUACAUCACAGGAUAGGCAAGUGGGUUCGAAUAGAGUUGCACUUCUCAGCCAGAUGGAUACUUAUCAGCGAGAUCGUCUUCGACUCCGAUGUCGCACAAGGAAACUACACACCGGAAAGCUUAAAACCACUCGGUGGGAAAGACAAAACCAAGCUCACGGCCAGCAAGGAAGUGCCCAUAUCCACUGCGCAUCAAGAGGACCCAUUGUAUAUGGCUAUAGUCGUUGGGGUGCUGACCGCCUUAGUCAUACUACUGGCUGUAGCUGUGUUCCUUAUAGUUCAUAGGCACAGGCAUAGAAAAUGCUUCGCAUCCCCACUGGCGAAGACCACAGUAUCGCAGAAGCGUACAGUUGAAAACUACAGUGGGUGCGGCACAUCUAUGCUGCCGGAGAACAAAAUGAUCAUAGACUGUGGUUUAGAUGUUAAGUCAGACGAGUACCAAGAGCCGUACCAGGCUCUUAAGUGUGCUCCAUAUUUUAGUUAUAGUACUGUACUGCUCGAAAUGAAAGACUUUGUAAAGGAUUCUAAUACAGCGCUUUCAGCAGAUAGUUCAAACUACGAUUACGCGGUGCCUGAGUUGAGUUCAGCGCCAUUGCUCACUAAGCGACGUCUGACAGACAGCUUGUCGGAUAGAGCCACGGAACUCAUGAGCGAGCAUAUGGACAAGAUGGCGGAGCUAGAGGCGCGGCGUUCUGCAGCAGGAUCAAUAAGAUCUAAACAUAGCACUAAGUCGCCGAGUCAGCAAGAGGUGUUAAUAGAUCUACAACGGCGCCUGGAAACGACCAACGUGAUCGAGUUUCCUCGUCACAGGCUGCGGAUGAUCUCCAAACUGGCCGAGGGUGCAUUUGGCACUGUUUACGUGGCGGAAGCAGACGGAGUGCCGGAGUAUAACGGGACCAUCACAUCUGAGAAGAGACUUGUGGCGGUAAAGUUCUUGUGCCACGACGCCACCCUUAAGGAGAGGUAUUUCAUGGAGGAAUUCGAACGGGAUGUUCGCAUAUUGGCGGCGUUGUCUUCCCCCCACCUAGCCCGAGUGUUGGGCGCCUGCAGGUCUCCUCCCCUCGCCGUGGUGCUCGAGUACCUAGAGUUGGGUGAUCUCUGCGCUUUCCUACGCACUGCUGCCCCUCAGUCAACGCCCACGUUGUUGCAUAUAGCCACGCAAAUUGCUGGCGGAAUGCAGUACCUGGAGUCACUGAACUUUGUACACAGAGAUUUAGCUGCUAGAAACUGCCUCGUCGGCAAGAACUACCAAGUGAAGAUCAGCGACUUCGGUACGGACAACGAGUCGUACGCGUGCGACUAUUAUAAGGUCGAUGGGAGGAUUCCGUUGCCGCUGCGGUGGGCUGCGUGGGAGUCAGUGCUGCGGGGGAAGUAUACCACCAAGAGUGACGUGUGGGCUUUCGCCGUCACACUCCACGAGAUAUUCACGCUGUGCCGACGGCGGCCGUACGAGCACAUGACUGAGACUGAGGUGCUAGAGAACCUGUCACACCUACAAGCUGACGACGGCAUAUUCGAGUGCAUAGAACGCGCGGCGGGCUGUCCGCGCGAUCUCUACGAGCUGAUGUGUGAGUGUUGGCGCCGCGAUGAGCUCGAGAGGCCCACGUUCGCCGAAAUACACCUUUUCCUACAACGGAAAAGUCUCAAUUACGCGACCACGUGAUCCUGGCAUGCGCGAUGCUCGAAUCUGUACUCGGGCAAUUAACUAACGGCUCGGAGCAAAAGUUGAAAUCGCAUCUGUUCGUGUUAUACCGGUCAGUGUGAACAGGUCACUAGGUUUUAGAGAAUAUGCGAGUCUUAUGAUUAAUAAGAAAUUAGACGUAACACCAUGUCCAAGGGAUUGGCAUGGUACCGCGGAUAUUACAGUGUAUUCUGUGAUAUCUAAGGUGCUGUAUAUGUCUAGAUGAUUACCGCUAUUUUCUGUAACGGGCGAUAAUCAAAUGGUAAUCCUGCCUACGCUAUCGGUAUACGCUGGCGGGGUACCAGUGAGGUUUGAUAGGUGACGGUGAAAGCAGAUCCAUUGGCUCAUCGUGAUAAAUUCCACUAGAAUUAACCACCAUAGUUUCCAGGGGUAACCAUGUGGAGAUCGAUCUUAUAGGGUGUAUUGCUAGUAAUGGGGGAAUUAAUCUCCAUUACAAAAAUCCCUUUCCCUCUAAUUUUCGCUUUAUAUCAAAUAGAUCAGCGGAUUUGCUAUUCUAAGUUGCAUACAAAAUCUCAGAAAACAGGAUAUAAUGGACUCAGUAAGGAAAUAGCGGUAAUCAUUGUUAAUAUUGUAAACUAUAUUUUAUUAUAAGGUUUACAUUAGUAACACUCGCAUAUUGUCGUUUCAAAUUGUACCAUUAAUCAUCGAUUUACUUUUGAUUUACUGUAACAAAUUACUGUCAUUCGAACAGUAUUUAGUACUUAAUUAUUAUACAUUAUGUAUAUUUUAUUAUUUAGCUGGAAAUUUUCUUUUAUAAAGCUAUUAUUCUGUAAUUUUAAUUAAUAGAUUAAAUUAAAAAAGUAAAUCGAUGGUUAAUUAAGAAAACCUGUGUCAGAAAUUAAAUUACGUGUAAUGAUUAAGAAUCGUAUUAAUUUGACUUAACCAAUACUUAUGGAGUGCUACUAUUAGGCUAUGUCCUUCUUUCUAUGUGUAUAAAUAUGGUCAUUUAAGAGUCACCUAUCAAACGAGGUCAAUUAAGCUUUGAUUUGUGACAGUUAAUACUUUUAUAUUGCACGAAAGAGUUGUUUUAUGAGCGAUUGUUUAUAUACACAGUUACCUAUCCAAGGGAUUCCUGCACACAACGUUGUCCCAAUUGAUCGAUGCAAUAUAAAUGCAAACUCUAUAUCAAUAUCUUAAAGUUUAGCUUUCUGUUUCGUAUCUUAAUCGUUACUCGUAGCAUAAUUGAAAUGAAAUUAUGAAGUAGAUUCAACGUUUGCUCCGUCGUUCCUGUGCCAUAGACAAUCGCAGUUUCGUACGCUCUGGGUUCUAUACUUAUUAUUUUAUUUAAACUAUGGUUUAGACUCGUGAGGCAUAGACAAAUAACAAAUUAAUCUAAUUCUAAAUACAUUUAUUGUUUAGUUAAUUUUAACAGAAUGAGAAAUAAUGUUAUUAGAGGAUACUAUUUAUUGCAUGAUAAUGUAGUUUUCUGACAGAUUGCAAAAUAUUUUUUUUACACAUUUAGUAAAUAGUCUUGGCAUGUCUCUUUAGAAAUUGGGAAUAAUUUAUUUAUGAACGCCUAAUUAGCCUUUCAUAAAAAUUAUAAAGAAAAGAAUAUGUAAUAAUAAAUAUCUAAAUUAGAUAUUUGUUAAAUUUUAUUUUAUAUCCAUGAAAAGAGGCCAACAUUAUACUAAAUGAGUAUAUCAAGUUAGAAAAAAGAUAUAGAUGAAAUGUAAUGUAAAUGAUGUAAUGUUUAGCCCAUUGUAAAGACAUGACAGAAGAAUUAUGAAAGAUUGAAGACUGAUAAUGGGAAAACUGAAUGAAGAUAUCACUAGUUCUUACCUUAGUUCUAUAUGGAUACCUGUUGUCUUAGGGAUGUGAAAAGUGUGGCUAUUUUAUGCAUAAGUAUCUUGUAUGAAUAAACGGAAAGUAUGAGAGAAACGAAAGAGAUUUGUUGAAUGGGAUUGAAUUGAAUGGGACAGCAUGCAUAGAACAUCAUUGUCUAUGAUCCCCGAUACUAGAUCAAUUGUCUAAACAAAUAACGUUUCUUUUAAAUAAUUUCAUUUGCUACUUAUCUACUGGUAAUGAAAUAAAAAAUUACAAUGAACACAUUUUUCGAUAAACAAUAUGAAAGCUAUUUCUUUAUAUCAUAAUUUUUACGAUGAUUAAAAAAAAAGGUGAUGUCAAUGUGAUUUUUAUUUUUGUCAUUAGAAAACACUAGUGGGCACGCACUCAUAUACAACCGAGUCGGUGCGUACGAAGCUGUGGGUUGUGGCACAUUAAGUCUCUCUGUCGUAGCGUGAUAUUCUAUCUUAACUAUUUUUAUUUUUAUGUAAGCCUACUGUCGCUGUUUAUUUUAAGUAUUACGGUACUCGAACGUAUAAAACACGACUGAUUUGUAUUGGAACGGCUAUGUACUCUGAAUCAAGAAUAAGACUGAUACCAUCUUUCAUGACAUUUUAUAAUCACUAUUUCAUAAUUUCACAUGUCAUUUACAUGUCUCUUGUUAUUAAAAUGUUGAAAUUAGUACGUGUAAUGUACUACGAAAUAUAUUCAAAAUUAACAUUACAAUAUUUAUUUUUAAACUUUUUUUUAUAAGAUCUGUUCUAUCUAAUAAGAGGUUUUGUAUUUACAUUGUUUAGGGAAGUUCAAACUAACAGGACAUCAUGCUACGAUGUUUAGAUUUAUAAAUUUUUAGUUAUAAUAAUCGACUUUCACGAGUGAGCUACGAUGAAUAGACAUAUACAACCCGUUCUUCCUUCACCUCUUGAGGCUUAGAAAAGUAUUUCUAGUACACCUCACGCGUCUUCACCACGUAGAAAAUUCUUAGGUCCUUAUCUAUGACCAAAAAUGUGUUAUAUGCGGCUUUGAAAGUUUAUUUACAAAGAUAUAAAAAAAGAAAUCUAUUUAUUCAUGUAUAAAGUCUAAAUUAUAAUUGAAUUCUAUAUUUUUAUGAUUAUUCUAUCAUCUUGCACUGUCGUCAUAUAUACAGAUUUAAAUACAAACGAAUAAGUGAAACGCAUGUAGAAACAUUUUUGGUUUUUGAGUCUUACUUAUUUUUAUUUUUUGUUAUUUUGUUUUAUUUAAAUAAACUUAUAUCUAAUUUAGACAUUGUAUUGUCUUUACACAAUCUUUAUCUUUACUAUUUCGAUAACUAUGACCAUCAACAUUCUUUAUAUGAUAAAGUAAUAUAUAGAUCUCAUUUAACGUUAUUAACUUAGCCUUUUGUAACAUACAUAAUACAUUACCAGAGGGAGACUUUCUAUAAAAGUCGUUUGCUUGGGCACCUCUGUUUGAAUUUACAGGAUACAAAAGAAUAACAGCUGACCUCAGGAAUGGCAACAGAUGGGGGGUACUAUGGGCUAAACAGUAUACUCUGUUAUGUACAUGGUACUGCUUAUGUCUAUAGGCGACGGUUACCACUUUCCAUCAGGUGGGCCGUCAACUUAUUUGCCAUUCUAAGUUGCAUAAAAUUAUAUAUAUAAAAGGCUAAAUUGUAUGUUAAUAUAGGCUAAAUUAAUAAUGUUAACUGUCUGUUAUAUAGCAGUUUAUAGUAUAAGAGUAGUUAGUGGUUAUGAAGAUAGCGCAUUUUUCACACAAGCCCUAGAUUUUAUUUACAGUCGUUAAUGCUUGACAAUACUAAAUUGAAUCUUAUUCUUAUGGGAAUAGAAAACAAUAUGCCUACCCACGUCUAUACAAAGACGUGGUAGACAUAUAUCAGGUGUAAAGUUCAGUAUUCUAUACCGGGUGAAAUCAAAGGCGUUACCUUUUUUUUUAAUGGAGUGUUGUACGUUUUUAAGGUUCAGUACAAAAAUAGGUACAAAGGAAAUCUUAUGAUGCGACUGACCGUUCAUUCAUACGUCUGUCUUAUAAACUAAGUACUGAUGUUGUUGUUUUGAAAUUUGGAACAGUUUGGCAUAUUCUUUCCCAAAACAUAUUGCAAUAAGUAGUAUACAGAAUCCUCGGCGUGUGAAUUCAAGUCACACUUGACCUAACCUGGUUUUAUUAAAAGAAACAUGGGUUGAAAAUAGAAAUAAAAAUUUGAAUCUUGAAAAACAAAAAUUGUGGAUUACUUCCUAUGGGAGUCUUACAAUUUUUUGUUUACCUUAUGUAAUUGUUUCUUCAAGAAUAUCUUCUUUUUCAUUAUUAUAACUCUUCUAUGAAAAUAUUGUAAUGGUAUUGAUUUCACCGUGUAUAUAAUACCUCUAUGACAUAGGUAUUAUUUUAAAACAUCAAAUCGUAACGCCUAGUUAGAAUAGUUCGCGAUUUGUCUACCGAACUCCAACGGUGAAGACUUCGUCCGGUGUACAAUUAGAUCAAGUUACCACACUUUAUAGUUAUUUAUUUUCAUAUAAAUCAAUUCAUAAUAUGAGAUCAGUAAAUUAGUUACUAUAUAGUAAGUUGUUAGUGAUAGUAGCAUCUGGAUCGAAUGAAUUUUAUUAGGAAUAUUAAAUGUAAUAAAGUGAUAGAUACAAGUUGUCUAUUUUCCGUAGUUUGCUAUGUUGAAGUUGGGACUUAUAGCACUAUCGGAUAUAUAGAAUUAUAUCAUCGAUAUGUGAUCCUACUUAUGCACUUUUAAUAUCUAUAAAUAUUUUAUAUUUUGUAUAGCUAGUAAGAUUACAUUGUGUUACUUCCUCUAUGAUUCUAUAUAUAAAAUAGUGUAAUAAGACCCAUAGAGGAGGCAGUUAUUCUGACAAUAUAUGAUGGCGCGCGUUUAGAUAGUGUACCUCUCGCGUAGUGUUGCGUAUAGGUGCGUACUUUGGUCGACGCGGCGCCGGCGGCCGAUGUAUUUUAUGUACGUAAAUUGAGCGUUGGUUUUAUAUGAAAUAAUACUGAUAAAUGACAACCUCAACGCUCGAAUUACGCCACACAUUCUAUAUCAAUUGCGUUUGUCAUUUUCAGUUUUAAAAUUGUUCUAUAUGGUUUAUUGACUUGGUACGCAUUUGCAAUUUUGGAAGUCUGUCUCUAAAACGAAAAGCAAAAAGUAUGUUACAGUCCGAACAGUCGAGUGGCAAACGAAUGUAUGUGUUCAUUAGUGUUUGAAUGAGAAAAAAAUAGACGCCGGACGAUGCUGUUUCGUGCUAUUACAUUCACGCAGUAGCGAAACGUUUCUAUCGAUAAAUUCGUUUGCUUCUCGUUUUAAGGAGACUACAUUUGUAGUCAUUACUCUGCAUUUAUAAAAUAAAUAUUGAUCAUUAGUGUUUUAAUUUCAAUGGAAUUCCCAACCACGGGAAUUGUAAUAGGCUGUCUUUUUACCAUUGUACAGUACUACCACGUUAUUAAGUUAUCUAUAUAAAAAAUCACAAAACGUUUCACAAAGAAUUCGUUUUAUCUACUUGCAAAAAAUGCACUUAGUUUACAAAUAAAAUCUUAAAUACCGUUUACGAAAUCAACUAAUAGACCAUAUUAUCAUAUCCGCCUUUAAUUGUCCACUGCUGGACAUAAGCCUCCCGUUAGGGGGGUUUGUCAGUAGUUGCCACGCUUGGUAGGCAGAUUGCCAACCACAGUUAGGCUUUGGAGAUGUUUUAAGAGGGACGCUGCUUCUCGUCCCUCGCCCUCCUUUAAUCGCCUAUUAUAACACCUAGGGGAAAGGAAGGGAUGGCCCAUUUUAUGCCAGGAUCUAAUAGAUAACCGGUUAAUAUCGAACCAUCCUCUGAGUGGUAAACGAGACUAUCAUUUCACUACUGCAUCCGUGAGAUAAAAGCAGAUAGCAACGUUUGGUUUCAGUUCUUUCUUUCCCACGUGAGCACAGAUAAACAUGUAUUUCAUAGAUUCGUUUUCUGGGGGGUGGGGGGGGGGACACAUCUCUCCAAGACGUAAAAUACGGUAGUACUGUAACAACGAUGUUGUGUAAGCGAUAUUGUGAUGUGUUUACAUGUAAUCAGAAUUUAUUUUGGAAAUAUACAUGGCAUGCGUGUAUUCUUAAUCUUAUAAACUUUGACAAUAUUAUAUCAUGACGAGUAACUGUGUUAUAUGUAUGUACAUAAUUUAACGGUAUAUGUACUUGUUGUUUUAAAUAUUUCAAGUUACUUUAUGCUUUACGAAUAAUAUAUUUAUAUAAACAUUUGAACACAACGAGUUGAUAAUCUCCUAUCUAUAGAGAUAUAUUUUAAUUUUAAAACGAAACUCCUAUAAUUUUACCGAAGAAAUUAUUUAUUUUGUAAUAUAAAAUAUUUCGGGCGGCUUUUCACUGCCACGUUAAUCGUUUAUUUAUAUAAUAAUAAUAAUUAUGACCAAUGUGCAUAUCUGUACGUCUGUCUUAGUGCGACGGGGGAUCGCAUUGUUAAAUUCGGCGGGUGGUUGCUUAUUUUGGUCUAAGCUCUUUACACGGCCGAAUAGCGAAUCUUUCGCCAACGUAGUUAUAUUUCGUAUAAAGUAGGCGGCUAUUAGUCGUAGGUAGAAUUAAAUUUCUUGCCAUGUCUAAGAGCCAUGAUAUCUUAAACCGAUAUGGGGGAAAUGCGGGGGUUUUAAGAUAUAUUCUUUUAGGGCAUAUUUAUAUUUGUAAAAAAAUUAAACAGGCUAUUCUAAUGCGAUCCCCCGAUGUUCUAAUAGUAAGCUUGUAGUUUAUCACUAGCUCUUAUGUUCCCUAACGUGGACCGAAACGUACGGCUUAAUCUCAAGAGUCUAAAUAAGUAAGCACUUAGAUUUAAGAGCGUUUAGUUUGCAAUGUAGUAAAGUUAAACUUAUAAUGUUAUAUUACUAUAGGCGUGAAGAUCGCGCUUUGAACAAAAGAUAUUGAAACAUCUUUGGCAUAUUAUCUAAUUUAUCAUACAGUUAAAAAGUUAUCAAGUUAAAAGUAAUUUAGAAAUUAAUUUCUUCUGAAAUGCAAAGAAAAACUUCGAAGCGUUUGGCUUUUUUUUUUUAAAUAAAAUUCAGGUCAUUGCUCUGUAUUACAAUAUUUAAAUUAGGAAAUCAAUUUCAUUCUGUAGAUAUAAAACCAAGCUUAGAGUCUUUGAUACAAAUUAGUAAAAUUAUUUAAUUAAUUUGUAUUAAAAAUUAAAUUAAUUGUCAAAAAAAUGUAUAAUACAUACGGAUAUAUUCCUUGAUUUAAGGUAAAUAUUAGGUGUUACUAAAUCGAAAUCUUUUUUAGAUUAUCUCUAAUAAAAAAAUCAUAAAACAAAAGUUUUAAUUGAAUUAACAUGUUACUAUAACUAUAAAUUCAUUCACAGAGAACAUCUUAUUGUUUAAAUUACAUUAUGCAUAAGUAAUUAGACACGUACACGGUUAGUACGAAACUUAUAAAUAAAAUUGUUCCAUUAACCCGUGUCUGCAGCAAUUAUUGAUAUUAUUCACUAGUCCCUACCCAUUUUACAUAAUAAUAACCCAUAAUUAAAGCCCUGGAGGCAUGAAAUACACGCGCGCGAUAGCUACCUAUAAUUGUCGCAUUUAAGUAUAUUUAAUGCUUAUUUAAUUUGUAGUAGCUAGAUAAUUGAUACGACACGGCCUAUGAUAUCGAUGCGAUGUUAUUCUUAGUAUACGUAAUUGAUAUAGAUGAAAUAGUAAAAAUACAUUUAUGUAACACAAUUAUAUUGAUAUUUAAAAGGCGGACUCAAAGACAUUGCUUUUUAGUUUUCACUGGAUAUAAACGAAUAUGUUUAGGUAUUAUCAAGACAAAAAUGUGUAUUUGGAGGCAUAUUGUUAAUUAUGUUCUAUAUGAGGUGAGAUGGAAAAUGAACUCACUGGUCAAAACUCUUAAUCGAUUGAUUGAUUUAAAUAAUAAUACAUAAAACUUGCCUUGUUAUUUAUCAAUCAUUUCACAAAAAAGUGCGCUAUUGUUUUUUUUUUUUUAUGUUUACAACAAAUAAAAAAAAAACUCGCAUCUCAAUCAUUUAUUAACCUUUUCGUAAAAUUCCUUUUAUCUGAAAGGUUAUAUUUUCACUCAUCCACAUAGAACUUACAUCACAAUUGCUUUUUAAUUGAAAUUAACUGGUUUUGCUACGAUUAAAGUCGAUGUUUUUCUUUUGUGUAACAAAAUCGACUUGUUUUCCAGUCAAAUUACUAAGAGCUUUGUUUAAUAAAAUCCGCCUAUUAGUGAUCUAGGGCCUAAUACGUAUUAUAAAUAUAUUUCUGAAUGUCUGGAUAUUUGUAAAAUAGAUAAUAAUGUAAUGCAUGAAUGGCUUAACAUUUCAUAUGUUUGACGCAUAGCCCAUGAAAUGUUGAUCAUGUAGGACGGAUUUUAUGGGUAUUUUCUACGGUAGUGCAAUACAUUUCUAUUGUAGUAUUACUAUUUCUUUUUUCCAAAACAGUAAGACUAAUGUUAUUUGUCCAAGAUUGAGUACAGUGAGAGACCUAUGCGCAGUAUUGAUCGCCCACUAAAUAAAAGUAAAGCAAAGCGCCGUAUCUUCACGCUAUAGUACUAUUGCAUGCAGACAGAACCAAUGUUUACUAGGCUAAUCGAAUACAUAGAGGUCUAAAAUUAUUUUCUAAGUAAGUAGCGACCAUUAUAAUAUAAGUAUGCAUUUACUUUCGUAAAUCUGGCCUUAUUUCCUUCGUUAAUUAUUAUUGUCUAGCUGAUAGUGUAUAGAUGAGGUGGCUCAGGGUGCGUCUAGUGACGAUGCGACGAUCCCGACGGCUCACGCUACUGUAUCGUUAGUGAUAAUGUUAGACACUAAUAAUAAUGUACAAUAACACCCUCUCUGCCUUAGUGAUGCUAUUCUUACCCCCUAAUGCUAUGAUGAAAUAUCACGUUAGAACGAAAUUUAUAUGUAUCUUGUAAAUACGAAUUCUUAUUGCUGAUGUAUUAUAACGAGCACUAUGGAAAACAUAAAUUCCUAACAAUGGUCCAAACUUCACUCGCUUUUUAAUUUGUACUAUAUGAUUAUACAAUUUCUAUAUAGAUAAAGAAAUAAUAAUUAAUCUAGAAAUAAAAACUUUAUGCUUUAAUUUUUAUUUUUAAUAGAUGUAAAACUUGUAUUUGUCGAAAUGCUUAAUUUUCAUAAUUCAAAGUUUUAUGGAAAAGGUUGAUACCAAAUGCAGUAUUUUUAUUUUGUACUCUACAUCUUUGUACCCGAAUAAAAGCAAUAA